AUGCAUGGUUCACCGGUUCUUUUCGACAUUAUACAGUUGGUAACCGAUCACAUGUCCAACCUAUCUGUGCCGAAGUUACCCUGCUCGAUAUGUCUGUGCAAGUUUGACGGAUCCGACGAUGUGAAGUUGAUUGAACAGUGUCUACACCAUUUCCACGCCUUCUGUUUCCAGCAGUAUGUGCAGUAUAUGUUUCGAGAAUCUCGGUCAUCAGUCACCAGCGGAGGCUGUGAGAAGUCGGCGGAAAUGUUAAAACAGGUGCCGUGCCCACUGUGUCGUAAACCGGUCGACAUUUUGUCAGAUUUCAACGCUGUUGUAAAACGCCCUGUGCUAUUUGACGAGGCUACAGAUGUAUCGGGAAUGGCCGAAAAGUGGGCGAAUCGGUGGGCCAAAGUGUAUGAGGCUCAGAAGCGGAAAGGCGGCAUUAUUGACGUCGAGGCUCAGAAGAAGCAGUUGCUGAUCACUGAAAAUAUGACCGUGGAUAUUGCAGCACUGGAACAGCCAUCUGCUGUCAGCGUAGAAAACGCGCAACAUGGUUGUAAUACACGUGGCAGUUUCACCGUGAGUAUUUACGUAGCGGUUAAAAAUGAAGGAUGA
This is a messenger RNA of Soboliphyme baturini, 594 nucleotides long. Lineage: Eukaryota; Metazoa; Nematoda; Enoplea; Dioctophymatida; Soboliphymatidae. The record is from the annotation of a GenBank genome assembly.